AUGAUGCUCCAAGUUGGUAUUUGUAAUGUGUCUAAAAUAAAAGAAACUGAAGAUACAACACAGCCCGAAGAAACCACCGAAGUUAUAGUUCAUAUUCAGCCAGAAUCAAAGAAGAACGAACAGCGUCCUCAAACUAUUAGAAAAACUCCUUCUAGAGUGUCGAAUAAAAUCCAAGAAGACUUUGACAAGAUUUCGGUUGUUGAUUUGGAGGUUGAGGAGCCAAUUCCAAAUCCUGUUCAAGUAGAGGAAUCCAAAGGAAAGGAACAGCUUAUUAAAGAAAUAGCGGCGAAAAGUAGAAAUAAGAGUACUUGCUUACCUUCUUCUCUUAUAUUUUUAGGUGUAUUUCUAAUGUUCGCAUCUGUAGUUGUAAUGACUUAUUGGUUGACUAAAAAAUAG
Phyllotreta striolata is the source of this 396-nucleotide messenger RNA. Lineage: Eukaryota; Metazoa; Arthropoda; Insecta; Coleoptera; Chrysomelidae. The record is from the annotation of a GenBank genome assembly.